CAUGUGAUUGUGUCUGUCUGUCUCCAUCCCUUGUGAUCAAAAGUCCUUAUCCGGGUUAAUUCUUUUGAUUAUUUUCUCUUUAGCUUUUACUUAGUCAUACACGUCACCAGAACAUCUUUAAGUGGAAAAUGAGAUUUCAAGAGUUUAACAUCGACAAUGGUUACUUGGAGGGACUUUGCCGGGGUUUUAAGAAUGGAGUCUUGAAACAGACUGAUUAUCUUAACUUGGUGCAAUGUGAAACACUUGAUGAUUUGAAGCUACAUUUGCAGAGUACUGAUUAUGGACAAUUCUUGGCCAAUGAACCUAGUCCAUUGGCAGUUUCUGUUAUUGACGAUCGUUUGAGAGAAAAACUUGUCAUUGAGUUUCAGCACAUGAGGAAUCAUGCUGUUGAACCUCUUGCCACCUUUUUGGAUUACAUUACGUACAGCUAUAUGAUAGACAACAUCAUUCUCUUGAUUACGGGGACCCUUCAUCAUCGACCCAUUACCGAGCUGAUCAGCAAAUGUCACCCAUUGGGCAGUUUUGAGCAAAUGGAAGCUAUCCAUGUUGCUUCAACUCCAGCUGAGCUCUACAAUGCUGUGCUGGUGGACACUCCAUUGGCUCCAUUCUUUGUGGAUUGUAUCAGUGAGCAGGAUUUGGAUGAGAUGAACAUUGAAAUCAUCCGCAACACUCUGUACAAAGCUUAUCUAGAGUCAUUCUACCAAUAUUGUCAAAAGCUGGGUGGCACCACUGCUGAAGUCAUGUGUGAAAUUCUUGCUUUUGAAGCCGAUCGCCGCGCUUUGAUCAUCACCAUCAACUCUUUUGGUACGGAGCUUUCCAAGGACGAUCGAGUUAAGCUGUACCCUACUUGUGGUAGGCUUCAUCCCGAUGGUCUUGCUGCUUUAGCGCGUGCUGACGAUUUCGAGCAAGUUCGUGGCAUUGCCGAAUACUAUGCGGAGUACAAGGAGCUUUUUGAUGGUUCUGGUAAUAAUCCCGGUGAAAAAACUCUCGAGGAUAAGUUCUUUGAAUAUGAAGUUAAAUUGAACAUGAACGGUUUCAUGCAGCAGUUCCACUUUGGUGUAUUUUACUCUUAUUUGAAGCUCAAGGAGCAAGAGUGUCGCAACAUUGUUUGGAUAUCUGAAUGUGUUGCUCAGAAACACCGCGCCAAGAUCGAUAACUACAUUCCUAUCUUCUAAAUUACAAAUGCACCAACAAGCCAUCUAAACCAAUGAACCUUUUGUUUAAGAUUUUUUCUUCCACGUUCAAUAGCUUCUCAUAUUACCAUUGUCCUGUCGUUGAAAUCAGAUUAUAUAGCUUUCUAUACACUCCCCUUUAUUGGUUGCUUUUUAACAUUAUGGUAAUUCGUCUCUGUGGCUGUAGAUUUAUUCGGUGUGUAAAUAAAUGUUAAUUCAAAUU
Messenger RNA from Daphnia carinata, 1395 nucleotides. RefSeq names its product V-type proton ATPase subunit d 1-like (gene VhaAC39-1). Gene Ontology annotation, biological process: vacuolar transport; proton transmembrane transport; vacuolar acidification. The record is from RefSeq and is a predicted model, not a curated record. NCBI's taxonomy places the organism in Eukaryota, Metazoa, Arthropoda, Branchiopoda, Diplostraca, Daphniidae. Gene Ontology annotation, molecular function: proton-transporting ATPase activity, rotational mechanism. Gene Ontology annotation, cellular component: plasma membrane proton-transporting V-type ATPase complex; proton-transporting V-type ATPase, V0 domain; vacuolar proton-transporting V-type ATPase complex.